AUGUUGGCCGUGCCCAGCCAUGGCACCAGACUGGUCUUUGCCGACGCUGACGGCGUGCUCAAAUGGGUCGAGCGCGACGCCGUGACACCCGUGCGCAGCUUCAACAUCAACCAACUCAACGCCCAGGGCGACUUGGACAUUGUCCCCGAACCCCGCGAUCCAGCCCCUGCCAACGAACGCCUGCUCAUCCACCCGCACACCGCACACCCAACCACCCACGACGACAUUGUGCAGAAAAUUGUGCCCACGUGGCGGAACAUCACCACCACCACCGGCGCCGCCGCCGCCGCUGCCCCGUCAACCGACCAAGAGAAUCUCGUACUCUGGACCGGCGACGGCAAGCUCGGCCUCCUGGGCUUUGGCGCCCCGCCGUUUGACGCUGACGUCUGGGUCGAUGCUGUCGAGCGGCUCGGUGGGGAUUGGGAGCGCGAGAGGCGGUAUAGUGGGGAGAUGAGGAGGGCGUUGGAGCAGCAGGCUAGGGAGUUGAGGUGGUUGAGGGGAUAUGGGCUUGGUGGUGGGUAG
Plenodomus lingam JN3 is the source of this 522-nucleotide messenger RNA. The record is from RefSeq and is a predicted model, not a curated record. NCBI's taxonomy places the organism in Eukaryota, Fungi, Ascomycota, Dothideomycetes, Pleosporales, Leptosphaeriaceae.